Dunckerocampus dactyliophorus (ringed pipefish) is the source of this 6709-nucleotide messenger RNA. It is a transcript of the gene abcb10, whose product is annotated as ATP-binding cassette, sub-family B (MDR/TAP), member 10. Lineage: Eukaryota; Metazoa; Chordata; Actinopteri; Syngnathiformes; Syngnathidae. The record is from RefSeq and is a predicted model, not a curated record. The transcript has 12 exons. Gene Ontology annotation, biological process: transmembrane transport. Gene Ontology annotation, molecular function: ABC-type oligopeptide transporter activity; ATP binding; ATP hydrolysis activity. Bases 1562 to 2848 code for a protein of 428 amino acids. Gene Ontology annotation, cellular component: membrane.
UUCGACAGGAACAGGACCGGCGAGCUGAUCAAUCGACUCUCUGCAGAUACAGCUGUGGUGGGCCGCUCCAUCACGGACAAUCUUUCUGAUGGCCUGAGAGCUUUUGCCCAGGCAGCUGCUGGCGUCAGUAUGAUGGUGAGUGCAACCCUCAGGGUAGUUGAUCAUUAUAUAGUUUUUUUUAAAUUCAAAUUGCUGAAUGUUUUAUUGAUUAUUCAGUGAGCACAGACCUCCAACUGUAAGAGAACAGAAACAAUCAAGAAUCUUCAUGUCUUAAAGAAGGUCAAGUUUCAACCAAAUAAGAUUCACCAUAUAGUACAACUGCUGGCAUCCAUUUCUGAUUAGAUUUAACCGUGUUAAAUAGGAUUUUCCAUAUACAAUUGCUCAAAUGUUGUUUCCUUUAAACUUCUGUUCAUAUUAAUUAAGCUUUGACAAAGAAGUUAUUAUUUUUAAAUUCUACCAUUAUAAAUCACGGUGAUUUUUUUAGACGUGGAUAUUUUAUUAGGAUUUUUUUAACGACAUUGUACUUGUAAAUGUAUUAAUGGAAAAUAGCACACAAAGAAACAAAUAAACGAAAAGUCCAGAUGAAAAUAUAGUAACUCAAUAAAAAGGUUAGACAGAAUCAAAAGAUUCAAAUGUUUUUUUUGUACGGUAAGUCCUUCUUUCGUCAUGUUUCUAUAGAGCAUCUGUGGUUCUGUUGUGAACUUAAUGAAAUUAAAGUUCCCAAUUUAAUUUGCGAGGAAGCAUGUGACAUCUGCUGUUUGCCAGAAAUGUAACAUGGCUUCAGGAAGUCUCAGAAACACAAGUGUGUUGAAAGCAGUCUAAGGAAUUAAAGACCUUUUAUAUGCAUGUUACCCUAACCCAGUGAUUCUUAAUUAUUUUCUGUCAUGCCCCCCCAGGGGACAGAAAUGUAUUCAGGCCUCCUCCCCCACCGAUUUGAAAUACUAUUGAGAAACUGAUAAUAUCUAUUUAUUUAUCUGUAAUGUACAGGCUGAAGUCGAAACUGAAACCAAGAAAAUGCAAUCAAAUGGAGAGCUGUGAAGCAUACAAGUGUAAUCAAGAGUCAAACUGCAUGUUGAGUAUGAUUAAAUUUAUACAUCUUGGCAGGUCUGCACUAACACUGAAAGUACUCCCUGCCACUCACGCCCCCCCUGAAAGUCCACAGGCCCGCCACUCCCCAGGGGGGACCCGCCCCACAGUUUGACAAGCACUGCUCUAACCUGUUGGGAAACCGGUUUACAGAAAUCGAGGAAACAAGAUAUUGGGGCUUAGUAGCGUCACUUUCAUGUCAGCAUGUGGCUACCGUUUCUGUGGCUUUUCCACAAUGAGCAUGUCGCCAUGGUUACUAAUGCUGCAGAGCAGGUUACGUUAAGGAUACCUGCCAGUUCAUUGUUAUUAAAUUGCCUUAAAUGUUUUGCUGUAACCCUGACAAACCUUCAAAUACCCACCAUUGUUUUUGUCUAUACAGUAUAUUUUACCUAAGUGACAACCUCUCCAUGUUGGUCAUUUGUUAAACACAGCCUGCAGUGAAAAUUUCUACGUCUCGCCCAGCCUGGCGAGCUUCAUGCUGCUGAUUGUCCCUCCUUUGGCCGGCGUGGCUGUGGUCUAUGGCAGAUAUCUUCGCUCCAUUUCUAAGUGCACGCAAGACGCCCUGGCCCAAGCCACACAGUUGGCAGAGGAGCGCAUCAGCAACAUGAGAACAGUUCGAGCUUUUGGUAAAGAACUGUCCGAAGUCAACACCUACACACAGAAGACUGAUCAGGUCCUCAGCCUGGCCAAGAAGGAGGCUGUGAUGCGUGCUGCCUUCUUUGGAGCGACUGGCCUCAGCGGUAACAUCAUGAUCCUGUCUGUGCUGUACAAAGGAGGACUUCUCAUGGCCAGCCAGCACAUGACUGUGGGAGAACUCUCCUCAUUCCUUAUGUACACCUUCUGGGUGGGCAUCAGCAUUGCAGGGUUAAGUACAUUCUACACAGAGCUGAUGAAGGGUUUCGGUGCAGGAACAAGACUGUGGGAGCUGCUGGACAGAAAGCCUGAGUUCCCUCUUAAUGAAGGUCAAGUUCUCCCCCCAGACCAGCUGAAAGGCCGUUUGGAGUUUUGUGACGUCUCCUUUGCCUACCCGACCCGUAAAGAGGCUCCUAUUUUCCACAAUCUCAACCUGCUUGUGCCAGCUGGUACCAUCAUGGCUGUAGUGGGACCUAGUGGGUCUGGAAAAUCAACCCUGGUGUCACUGCUGCUCAGGCUUUAUGACGCUGAUUCAGGCAUCAUCACUGUGGAUGGCCAUGACAUCAGGGACUUGAAUCCCUACUGGCUCAGGAGUCACAUUGGCACCGUCAGCCAGGAGCCGGUGCUGUUCUCUUGUUCCAUUCGAGACAACAUUGCAUAUGGAGCAACAGACUCAGAUGCCGUGACCACUGAAGAAAUCUACAGGGCAGCCCAAGUGGCCAACGCAUACGACUUCAUCCAGGCUUUUCCUAAAGGCUUUGACACUGUGGUGGGGGAGAAAGGAGUGCUGUUGUCAGGUGGUCAGAAGCAGAGGAUAGCAAUUGCCAGAGCUCUUCUUAAGAAUCCGAAGAUCCUGCUGUUAGACGAGGCCACCAGUGCACUGGAUGCAGAGAAUGAGUUCCUGGUACAGGAGGCUUUAGAGAGACUCAUGGAAGGGAGGACUGUCCUCAUCAUUGCUCAUCGUCUCUCCACCAUCCAGAACGCCAAUGCAGUUGCAGUGCUGGACCAGCAUCGUGUAGCCGAAUGCGGCCAGCACGCAGAGCUUCUGGAAAACAAACAGGGACUCUUCCGGAAACUGAUGGAGAAGCAGGCUUUCCUGCAGGAGGACCAGAAACAGGCAAUGAGCUGAUUCUUGCCCAAUAGAUGAGAAUGAGGUGAGAAGAAUGGCUUUAUCACCACCAGAGGGCGUCACUGUGUGGGAGAUACAAGGGGAGGUGAAAGGGACCAAAAAAAAAAGAUAAGUAGGCCCGUGAUAUGCUGCAAGUGUCCUUUUCACCAAGCAACAAGGCUGUGAAGAACAUAAACAAGCACUAGCUAGUUACUAGCUGAGUUGUAUGUCAUUCUACACUGAGAGAAGAAAAUGCUUAGCGAUGCUUCUCAAAGGAGACACCUGUGGUUUUAAAACCCUGUCAUAGUGGAUGUAUACCAUAAUAUAUUCAGGUACACGACACAACAUGUAAAUGUGCAACUAAAACACCUCUCUUUUGGAGAUGCACUGUAAGUGUCCCAGCGCUCUUCAUUUUCACAGCUAAACCAAAAUAAGGAAGUAGGAUGUGAACCUCCGACUAAAUGUGUAUUUAUGUUGUUAUUGUUUAUAUUUUGGUGGCUGAUUUAACUUGAAGCUCACGCAUAGAGCCUUUUAGAGAGUUUAAACUAUAGUGAUAUGAUGCAACCAUGUAUGGAUGUGUCGAUAAAACGAGAACACUAUUCUGACAUAAAAAGGACAACAAUUUUUUUUCUAUGGAAAAAAAUGAACAUGUGUGUCUUAAUUCACCCUUAUCUCCUAGUUUAGUACUAUAAUAAUACACAAGUGCCAAAUCGGUUUGUAUUGAGAUUUAGUUAUGAGAGUUUAUAUUUUGGUACUUUGGUUAACCUAUUAGAAACAGGGUGUCAUUUUCACGUAUUCUCACAUAAUGCCUGUUAUGAUGUGGCACAACAUACAGUGGAGCCUCCAAAGUCAAGCACAAUCAGUUUCGAGAUGCUGGGCCGUCUGAUUUGUCUCACAGGAAUAAUACAGGUUAAUACAGGGUGGGCCAUACGUUUCCAUAAAUCGGAAAAAUAAUCAUUCAUGUUGGACAGCUGUGUUUAUUUCGAUCAUGUGCUCUAUAUGAUUACCAUUGUUUCGAAAAUACGUUACGUGUUUUCCACUGUUGAUGAACUUGCAUUAGUGCAGCUGAAGUUAUGCUUGUGAUGGCGUUGGUGAUAUGUUCCUUGAGAUGAUUUUUGUCUCAUAUUUUCCCCUGAUACAUCAUGGCCUUCAAGUGCUCCCACAGAUAGAAAUCAAGAGGGGAGCGAUCUGGGGAUCUGAUUAGAAACAUAAGAAAAUAUACAUUAUACAUUUUCCUAUGUACAGAAACGUAUGGCCCACCCUGUAAAAAUAAUCAGUUCCAGGGUCAAACCUUUGCCAUCAAAAAGCCUUUAUUAACCUUAUGUUGAAUGUUUUUAUCAACAUUUUCACAUCAAGGUGAGGAACAAGUCACACUUUUUGGCGUUCUUAACUGUCAUACAAGUGUAAAAAUAAGUUAAUCGCAGAAUGGCAAAACUUAACAAACAAUUUAGGAACUUAUCUUUAACUUUGAUGUUGUGUGACGUCUGUGUGACAGAAGAGCUAAGAGGGGGGUUACUGGCUGUGUGGCACAGUUGACUAUGUGGUCUAAAUUCAGUCUACAUUUGUUCAUUAACGUGUUGUUUCGUCAGCCAUACUAUCCUGAGCAGACAGGACUGAAGUUGUAGCCCGAUUUUCGAUGUCACAGAAAGUUUCGAUUCCGAUUCUAGGGUAGCCGUCCAUCCAUUUUCUAUACCCCUUGUCCUCAUUAGAGUAAGCUGGAGCCUAUCCCAGAGAAGCAGGGUACACCCUGGAAUGGGCGCCAGCCAAUCACAGGGCACAUAGACAAACAGCUAUUAACACUCACCUUCACAACUAUGGACAGUUUAGAGUCUACAGUUAACCUAACAUGCAUAUUUUUGACAUAUCAGAGGAUGUGAGCUGUUCGGACUCUUGGUGCUGACUGCAGCCAACAUACUAACCACUAGGCCACCAUGUGGCCCGACUAGAGGGUAUCAUCACACCUUUUCCCCUUUGCCAUCACCAAACGCCAAAAUAAGCAAAACAAACGUGUGGAGUUGAUCCUUUAAAUCCCGCUGAACUGAAGUCUCACAAGAUUUGCUGCCGAUACAACUUUUUCACUUCAUUAUUGCAGCCUUAAGUAUCAACUGAUACCGAUAUCAAUCCGAGCACGAUUCACACCUACUUGUGUUACUUAUUUUGUAGUGUGGAAUGUUACAAAAAGCUCAAUCGAUUGAUAUUACUCAAACAGAUCACAAUAGUCAGCAAUAGUAGGUGUGAGGAAAAUCUUGCUUUCUCGUGCUUUGCGGCUGUUUCGGACAGCGUAGCGGGGGCCGGAGGUUUGUUUUUUUUGCCUGCAUGGCCUUGUGAGGAUCCUUAUGCUGUAUUAUGUGGUCCUGCUUCGGAUGUGCGAUGAGGGUGGUCGUGUUAAACAUUCCCAGUUGUGUGCCACCACGGAGGACUUGUACAUGCUGUUGUUUUGCACUUGGCUGCAAUCUCUUUUUCAGACUUCAACGUUGCUCCUCCUCCUUUGUUAGAUUAUAUUCCUUGCAUGUUAGCACAUGUUAUUGUUGUGAUCACGUGGGGUCUAUCGGGCGCUGCUGGAUAGAAGUGCUGGAGCUGAGUCUGGAAUGGACUGCUAGAUCUAUAUGAUCCAGUUGUUGGGUUUUUUGUUGUUGUUGUUUUUUUUUUUUUUUUUUGCUGAGAUCGGACUGAUAUCCAAUAUGGGAACAGGACACCGCUAUUGUCAUGUGGUUUCACCCUCAUGGUUUUGUGUAACUUUACAGGCUUAUUUUGGGGGGCAUUUGACUUUGGAGGGUCUGCUGUAUAUAAAAUGUAGUUAAGUCCAUGAAAAAAAAAAUGUUAAAAGUUUAAGCCAACAGCCGUUUAUGUAAAAAUUUGAGCAAACCCUGAAGUGCAUACAAAUUUGAUCAAAAGUCUUGUUAAUUUUAAAAAAAAUAAUUAUAUUUUAGUUGUAACUGUGGUCCAUACUACCACUUUGGAACUUUAUUGUGCUUACUCAGAAACUUCAGAAGCUUCAGUAGAAAUACACCAUAUUCCUUCAGGACAAAUUAGAGAAAUCUACUCAUCAUUCUCUACGAAAUAUGUUGCAUUUUCGACUCAGUUUCUUCUCUGCCCAGCCUCGACAAUCACACUAACUUUACAUGAGCUGCUUUUAACUCACAGCUCACUUGUGAUAAACACGGCUAAUGGAAGAACGAAUGGAGGAUAAAAAUGAUAUUAUAAAGUUGUCUGCUCACUUGUUUCCUUUGAUUUAUGUUAAAUACUGCACUAAACAGAGAUCAGUAAAAAAAAAAUAUUUUAAUCUUUGUUUUGAAGGCUGUUGCCUUGGCACGUAUUUCUCAGAAACUAUCCUCCAAUUACUGUUUUAUUGUAAAAGUGCUUAAAAUCAUGGUGAAGGUUGAACUUUAUUAAUGUAUUUAAUAUUUAGUAUAUUGAAGUUGUCAUCUGCACAUAAAUCAGAAGUUCUUUAAUGUGUUUUUCUGUCUCCUUGUGACAUGUUUUAUUGUAAAACAUACUUAAAAAUAAGCAUUAGAACAUUACAUUAGUCCCUCACGAUAGGCCAUGUUUCCUCACUCACUCUGAACUCACUUUUAACACUGAAGGUGCUUGUAAACGUGAUAAAUGUGUUAUUUCUAUAUGUAUGUCAUUGGUUUCGAAAUAAUAUGAGCUAAAUUAUAUAUGCUAGGUUUUAAUUCAUGUUUUGAUAAAUUAUUAUAGUUUUGUGGGAAAGAAUAAAGUGAAAUAUGUGUGGAUUUUAAGGAAAUGUGUGAGCUUUUGUGAAGUGUUUCGCAGUUUUGGCGUCAGCGAGCGUGUGGUGCAGUUCCUCAGUCUGGCACUAAGUGGUGCUCUGGCUCAAGAUACAACGAAACAUUACAGUAAUUGGAGCGUGUGCAGCUAUUG